Molecule: messenger RNA, 1584 nt
Organism: Peronospora matthiolae
Lineage: Eukaryota; Oomycota; Peronosporomycetes; Peronosporales; Peronosporaceae
Source: the annotation of a GenBank genome assembly
AUGGUCGUCGAGCUCCCGCUUGACACCGUCCGACCCACGCCCGCCCUUCGCUCGUCCUUCCUCUCCAUGCCGCUCUUCAGCAAGCGCAGCGGGGCGGCCGACUGGCCCACGCGCGCCGUCUCGCUCACGGCGUACCACGACAGCAGCGACGACCCCGACCAUGAAGACGUCACCCCGCCCCCGAUUGACGUCCCGCCGCGGAUCGAACAGCUGCUCGUGAACCACUUGCGCUUCGCCCACGCGUUCCGCAAGAACGACGCGGCCAUGAUCCUCCAGUUCCUCGCCAAAGACGUGACGCUCUUGUCCAUGGACGGGGCGCGACACGACGGCCAAUCUGCUGUGCUCGCGUGUCUCGUGGGCGCGCAGAUGACGAAACUGAGCUCAAACCUGCGCGUCAAGGGCUUCCCCACGCGCUCGGGGACGUGCCAGUCGACGUUCGUUUACGAGCACGGGAUCGUGUUCAAGGACCCGCUGUACAUGGAGGUGCUGGACUGGAAACCUGAUGGGACGAGCGUCGCGUGGAUCGCGCACGUCCCGCUCCUGUCGGACGCGAAAAAGAAGAGCAAAACGAUGCAGGAAGGUGGCAAAGUGUCGCCUCGGAGGCUGUCGCAGGGCACGAGGAGGUCGUCAAUGGACGAGAGAGGGGAGAAUGAAGAUGAUGGCCUGAGCUUGACGAGUCGCGAGUCGGACAAUAGCUCGACGGUCAAGUCGGACAGUCAGCGUGGACUUUCGGACGGCAUAUCCAGUAAGGUGCGGUGUCGACGGGCCAAGUCCAGGAGCUCGGGAGAUAGCAGUAGUGCAAUUACUGCUGCGAGUUUACGGCUAUCUUGUUGUAGCAGUAGCAGCAGUCAAAGUGGUGCCAAUGAAGUGGCGGUGCAACCAUUGGCUGGAGGGGCUGUGGGUCCCAGUGCUCGCGGUCGACAACCGAUCGCGGAAAUUGAGUUGGUGGAGAUUUCGUGCACAGAUUUGACGCCCGUGCGCAAGCGCAAGACGGUGAAUCCGUUUGUGACGUUGCAGUGCUUGGACUCGAAGACGGAGUGGAAGAGCCCUGUCAUGCGACGAGAGCCGAAUCCUAAGUGGAAACAAAUUCCCUUGAGGGUUCCGGUGCAGCAGACGCACGAUUGUGUCGUGGAGAUUGCGCUGUGGGACCAUUCGUUUUUUCGAUCGGUGAAAGUGGCAAGAGCGGCGCUUGUGGAGUCGGAUAUUCUCACGGACGCUGCCGAGUUUAGUGCGACGGUGCAGUUGGAGAGAUAUGAUGUAGGCCGCACAGGUGGCGAGCCUCAGUACGUGACAAUGAAGUUUCGGUUUGUGCGUCGGGACCGUGGUGAUAUGGCAGUCCAUUUCUCGGACGAAGUGGAGCAGAGCCCUGCUCGGUACGAAGAAGCCGAGCCUGGCAAGACGCAGCAACAGGCCGGUGUAGGUGGCUCAGUGCUGGAUAACAGCUUGAAGUGGUUAGUGGUGCAUCCGAAUACGAACGGAGGCCACGCUGGUGGACUUACGAUGCUCUUCCGUGCCGCUGUUUUUGCAGCAAUAGUAUGGAUGCUGUAUCACGUCACGACCAUGUGGCCAAAGCAAGUGUUAUAG